CGCCUCUACCGGAUGAUGUCAGUUGCUGUAGGAGUACGUUCGGCAUGGAUGCAAAUUAACACAAGUUGUCGUCGUUCGUACCGGUUGAGACUAGUUGAUCGAAACGUGUUUAUAAUUCCUCGUCAACUGUCGAACGGGACGUCAUAAAGUGCAGAAUAUGGGUGCUUAUUUAUCUGAACCGAUCACAGAGAAGGUAUCCACCGACGAGGCCAACGAUAAAAUAAGAUGCGGGGCCAGUUCGAUGCAAGGUUGGCGCGAGAGUCAAGAGGAUGCCCAUAAUUGCAUAUUAGAUUUUGAUAAUCAUGCUUCAUAUUUUGCUGUAUAUGAUGGUCAUGGAGGACGCGAAGUCGCCCAAUAUUGUUCACAAGAAUUACCGGCAUUUCUAAAAACGCUAGAGAAAUAUAAAUCGGGGAAUUACCAGGAAGCUCUUGAAGAAGCCUUCCUUAAUUUUGAUGCAACAAUAGCGACACCGGAAGUUAAAGCUACAUUAAAAAAAAUUGUUCAAAAUGAUGGCGAAGAUGAUGUUAGCGAUGAAGACGAUGAAAAUGUUAAUCAUUUAUACGAAGAAGCAACUAUGCCCAUUGAGCAAGUCAUCGAGAAGUACACCUCGAAUAAAUUGAAAAAUUUAAAAGAUAGCGAAAAAUUACCUUUAUCUCCACUUUUAAAACCAAGAAAACCGGUCGAUUCACCUGGAACAUCAUCCACUGCAAGUAAUUUAACAUCAAAACCUCCUGAAUCUUCUCGAGGCGAUGUUGUGAGUAGUACAAGUAGUGUUAAAAUAGAAGAAAUCACAUCUAGCGAUGCUGUCGGUAAUGGAAAUGAAGAAACUGAAAAAGAACAACCGGAUAAUGUCGUUACUAGUGAGGGAAGUAAUAAACCUGAUAGUUCUGAAGAUAUGAAAACUACAACAAAAGAGGAGAUCAUUGAAAGUGAAAGUUCUAAUCAAAAUGGGGAUGCUGUUAGUAGUUCUUCACCACAAAAUGGAAAAAUUGUUGAUAAAAAAAAAGGUAAAGGUAAGGCUUUAAUGAAGACUCGUGGAAUGGAAAAUACUAUUGUAUUGAGAAGUCGAACUACUCGCAGAACAGUAACACAAUUGUACAAUACUUUACUGCAAGAAGAUUCUGAGGAUGACGAUUCAGAAGAUGAAGAAGAUAAAACUUUUGAAGGUCCAAAUGUUGAUUCUAGUGAUGAUGGCGAUGAAAACGAACUUCAAGGUGAAGAUGAAAAUUCCGAUAAAACUUCUGAUGAAGAUGAGGACGAUGAUGAUGAUGAGGAUGACGACGAUGAUGAUGAAAACGUUGGUAACCUCCUUUUUAGAGGGAUGGGUGAUGGUCCCGGUUUUGAUAGCGGAUGUACCGCUGUUGUGGCUCUUCUCAAAGACAAUGAAUUGUACGUAGCAAAUGCGGGUGAUUCGCGCUGUAUAGUUUGCAGAAAUGGUCAAGCGAUAGAAAUGAGUAUUGAUCACAAACCGGAAGAUCCCCCUGAAUUAAAUCGAAUUAUUAAAGCGGGCGGGGAAGUUACUUCUGAUGGUAGAGUAAAUGGUGGGUUGAAUUUAUCGCGAGCAAUUGGAGAUCAUGAGUACAAACAAAAUAAAAACGUUUCUGAUCGUGAACAAAUGAUUACCGCUUUACCAGAUAUAAAAACAUUGACGAUAAACGCAGCUGAAGAUGAGUUUAUGGUAUUGGCUUGUGAUGGUAUUUGGAAUUUUAUGUCUAGUCAAGAAGUUGUUGAUUUUGUAAGGCCAAGAUUGCAGGAGAAUCCAGAUAAAAUAUCACAAAUAUGCGAAGAGAUGUUUGAUCAUUGUUUAGCACCUGAUACAAUGGGCGAUGGUACAGGUUGCGAUAAUAUGACUGCGAUAAUAGUUGCCUUUAGGCCAAACAUAAUGAAAAGGUGCGCAUCAGAUUCGGACGUGCAAACUCAGUGUAAAAAAGCUAAGACUGAUGGUGAAAGUAUGUCAACUUCAGUUGAAACGACGGUAUAACUGUUUAUUUCCAUAAGUUUAGUGCGAAGGUGUAAAGUUUAAACGAUAUAUAUAUUAAUGGAAAUGAGAGGAUUUUUUUGGUAUUAGUUUUAAAAAAUUAGUUGAUUAAAAAAUUAUUAAAAAAAAAAUGAGGCCCAAAUAUUGUAAGUACAACGAUGGAGCCUUUUUUGUAUUAUACCACGGUAGAGGUGCCUUCCGUUAAUUUAAAAAAGAUCACAUCAGCAUAAAACACUAUCGAAAUUAUCUGCUAAAACUAUUAUAAAUAGAUAGACGUGUUUGUUAUAGAAAAUUAUGGUUUUGUAAUUAUGUAUGUACAUACACGUGUCCACUUGUGGAAAACGAAGAGAAUCACACGAGGGAUCAAGAAUCGUUUCGAAAAGCCGUUUUUCAACAAAGCAAAAAGUAAUACAUUGCAAAAGUAAUUAUUAUUUUGUUACAUCAACAUGACACUUAACAAAAUAUGCAUAAAUGUUAGUUUAACACUUUGAUUUAAGUUUAUUUUUUGUUCUCUCCUGGAAAUGUGUUAUCAUUAGUUUUUCACAUAUUUAUAAUAAUAAUUUAGAAAAACUGAAAACAUGUUAAUAAAACGAGAUUUUAUAUUCUUA
Messenger RNA from Onthophagus taurus, 2586 nucleotides. Its product is annotated as putative protein phosphatase CG10417. The record is from RefSeq and is a predicted model, not a curated record. Gene Ontology annotation, biological process: protein dephosphorylation. Gene Ontology annotation, molecular function: protein serine/threonine phosphatase activity; cation binding. Lineage: Eukaryota; Metazoa; Arthropoda; Insecta; Coleoptera; Scarabaeidae.